AAAUUUCGUCGAUGAACGCGGUUGCAAACGAAACAAAAAAGUCGAUCAACUCGACCAAGCGCGUCCGAGGAGAAGUUUGUUUAUACAGUGGCGUCCUAAAACGAAAAUACCAUUUUUCUAUUGGAAAACUGUGCUAAAUGUGGUUGGGCUUCGCCUAGUUGCGAGCACAACCGGUGCUAUGAGGAGGAGACGUUAAAUGCAAUCGGAGUGGUUAAAAGAGAAUACGAAAAAAUCCAUAAAGCGGGUAGCUUCUUGCUACCGGAUUGUUGUGUGUUGUUCUUACAACAGUAAAGUGUGUAAUAUCGUCAUUUCCGGAGGUGUUAUUUGAUUUUCUCUGACCACAUUACAUUUGACUCCUACUCCAAACACCGUAAGAAGAAAAAGAAGAAAACGCCUAAAUCUGGCCUCUAGUUUCGCAUCCAAAAGAAUCCAAUUCCACCAUCAACCAUGCAUAUAAAACAGGUCAUCAUACAGGGCUUCAAGAGCUACCGGGAGCAAACCGUCGUGGAGCCCUUCGACAAGCGACAUAAUGUCGUGGUGGGCCGUAAUGGAUCGGGCAAGAGCAAUUUCUUCUACGCGAUUCAGUUUGUUCUUAGCGACGAGUUCACGCAUCUCCGUCCGGAGCAGAGACAGGCAUUGCUGCACGAGGGUACAGGCCCGAGAGCCAUGUCCGCGUACGUGGAAAUUAUUUUCGAUAAUUCGGACAAUCGUGUUCCGAUCGACAAGGAGGAAAUCUAUCUGCGCCGUGUGAUCGGUGCAAAGAAGGAUCAAUAUUUCCUGAACAAAAAGGUGGUGCCACGCUCGGAAGUGGUCAAUCUGCUCGAAUCGGCCGGAUUUUCCAACUCCAAUCCGUACUACAUCGUGAAGCAGGGUAAAAUCAAUCAAAUGGCAACGGCACCGGAUUCGCAUCGGUUGAAGCUGCUCCGUGAGGUGGCUGGAACGCGCGUGUACGACGAGCGUAAGGAAGAAUCGAUGAAUUUGCUACGUGAAAGCGAAGGUAAACUGGAGAAGAUUUCCGAGUAUCUUCGCACGAUCGAAGAUCGGCUGAAAACGCUGGAGGAAGAGAAGGAAGAGUUGUCCGAGUACCAGAAGUGGGAUAAGGCACGCCGAACGCUCGAGUACGUCAUUUACGAAACGGAACUAAAGGAAACGCGCAAGCAGCUGGAAGAGCUGGACACGCAGCGAAAGUCGUCCGGCGACAAACAGAUGCUACUGACGCAGGAAAUACAAAAAGCACAGGAACGCCUGAAAAACUCCCAGAAAUCGCUGAAGGAUGCCAAGAAGGAUGUAGUGACGGCGAAGGACGAAAAGUCGGUACUAGCGACGGAACAUCAGCAGCUGCUGCGUGAGAAAACCAAGCUGGAUCUAACGAUUUCCGACCUGUCCGAUGAGGUGCAGGGCGAUAACAAAUCGAAGGAACGUGCCGAACAGGAGCUGGAGCGUCUGAAGAUCACGAUCGCGGAGAAGGAAAAGGAGCUGGAACAGGUACGGCCACGGUACGAAGCGAUGCGCCGAAAGGAGGAAGAAUGUUCGCGUGAGUUGAAUCUGAAGGAGCAAAAGCGCAAGGAGCUGUACGCGAAGCAGGGCCGUGGGUCACAGUUCUCGUCGAAGGAGGAGCGUGACAAGUGGAUUCAGGGUGAGCUGAAAUCGCUCAACAAACAGAUCAAGGAUAAGAUUUCGCAUCAGAACAAGCUGCAGGAUGAUCUGAAGAAGGACAUUUCGAAGCAGAGUGAGCUGGAGAAAAAAAUCCAGGAGCAUACGGAAUCGUUCGAACAGUUGCGCGUUCAGAUCGAUGAGCACAAUAAGAAUUUUUACGAGCUGAAGAAAAAGAAGGAUCAUUAUCAGAGCUUGCGGAACGAUAUCUGGAAGAAGGAAACGGCGGUCACGCAAACAUUGUCCGGAUACAAGGAGGAACUAGCUCGUGCCGAUCAAGCGUUAAGAUCGAUGGCUGGUAAACCGAUCCUUAAUGGGCGCGAUUCGGUGCGCAAAGUGUUGGAAAGUUUCCAGCAACGUGGCCGUGAGUAUGCGGACAUUGCCAACGCGUACUAUGGUCCCGUGAUUGAGAAUUUUAACUGCGACAAAUCGAUCUACACCGCCGUCGAGGUGACGGCCGGCAAUCGGUUGUUUCAUCACAUCGUCGAAUCGGAUCGUGUCGGUACGCAGAUUCUCAAGGAAAUGAACAAACAGAAGCUUCCGGGUGAGGUGACGUUUAUGCCACUAAACCGGCUGCAGGUAAAGAUCCACGACUAUCCAGAGGAUCCCGAUUCGAUUCCGAUGAUUUCGAAGCUGAAGUACGAAGAGCAGUACGAUAAGGCGCUGCGGUACAUCUUCGGCAAGACGCUCAUCUGCCGUAAUCUCGAGCGUGCCACCGAGCUAGCCAAAAGCACCGGUCUCGACUGCGUUACGCUCGAGGGUGAUCAGGUUUCAUCGAAGGGAUCGCUCACCGGUGGGUACUUUAACACGUCCCGCUCGCGGUUGGAGAUGCAGAAGAAACGUUCCGAGUACAGCCAGCUGAUACAGGAGCACGAGAAAGAGCUGUCGGACUUUCGGGGCGAGCUGAAGCAAACCGAGGCCAACAUUAACUCGAUCGUGUCCGAGAUGCAAAAGACGGAAACGAAGCAGGGCAAAUCGAAGGACGCGUUCGAGAAGAUACAGGCCGACAUACGGUUGAUGAAGGACGAGCUGUCGCGCAUUGAACGGUUCCGCAACCCGAAGGAACGUUCGCUGGCGCAGUGUAAAGCGAACCUAGAAGCGAUGACCAGCACCAAGGAGGGGCUCGAGAACGAGCUGCACCAGGAGCUAAUGUCGCAGCUUUCAGUACAGGAUCAGCACGAGGUCGAUUCACUGAACGAUGAAAUUCGUCGGUUGAAUCAAGAAAACAAGGAAGCAUUCACCUCGCGUAUGAGCCUGGAAGUGACGAAGAACAAGCUGGAAAAUUUGCUCACCAACAAUCUGUUCCGGCGCAAGGACGAACUCGUACAAGCGCUACAAGAAAUCUCCGUCGAAGAUCGUAAGCGGCAGCUAACGAACUGCCGCAAUGAGGUGGUGGCGACAGAAAAGCGCAUCAAGAAGGUGCUUUCCGACACGGAGGAAGUCGAUCGUAAGCUAAGCGAAGCGUUAAAGCAACAGAAAACGUUGCAGAAAGAGCUAGAAACCUGGAUCCAGAAGGAGAAGGAAGCACAGGAAAAGCUGGAAGAGGACGGCAAGCGCAUGGAAAAGUGGGCAACGAAGGAAAACAUGCUGCACCAGAAGAUUGACGAGUGUACGGAAAAGAUUGCCGGCCUGGGUGCGCUACCAAAUGUGGACGCGAACUACCAGAAGAUGUCACUGAAGUCACUGUUCAAGGAGCUGGAAAAGGCGAACCAGCACCUGAAGAAGUAUAACCACGUCAACAAGAAAGCGCUCGAUCAGUUUCUUAGCUUUUCCGAGCAGAAGGAAAAGCUGUACAAGCGUAAGGCAGAGCUGGACGUUGGCAAGGAUAAGAUCUGCGAGCUGAUGCAGCUGCUCGAGGCACGUAAGGUGGAAGCGAUUCAGUUUACGUUCCGGCAGGUGGCGGCCAACUUUUCCGAGGUGUUCAAAAAGCUGGUCCCGCAGGGCAAUGGGCAUUUGAUACUGCGCACCACGAACGAUGCGGAGGGCAACGAUAUGGAGCGCGAGGUGGAAACGUCCGACGAGUUCACCGGUAUCGGUAUACGCGUGUCGUUCACGCAGGUCGAUGCGGAGAUGCGUGAAAUGAAUCAACUCUCGGGCGGGCAGAAAUCGUUAGUUGCGCUAGCGCUUAUCUUUGCCAUCCAGAAGUGUGAUCCGGCACCGUUCUAUCUGUUCGAUGAAAUUGAUCAAGCGCUGGACGCACAGCAUCGCAGUGCUGUUGCGGACAUGAUACACGAGCAGAGCGAUCGGGCCCAGUUCAUUACGACCACGUUCCGGCCGGAGCUGAUGGAGAAGGCGCACAAGUUUUACGGUGUGCGGUUCCGCAACAAGGUGAGCCAUGUGGAUUGCGUCACGAAGGAGGUUGCGCGAGACUUUGUCGAUGAUGAUACGACGCACGGUUAAGAAGUAUGGUGAGAAAGUGUAGCGGUAAGGAUUUUUUUUUAAAUAUCGUCCUCUAAUGAUUUAUUUAGUAACGUUCCUUUUUCUUUGUUUUGUCGCCUGAGAGUGUUUUUAAAUUAUCCCUUUUUUGGUUUCAAUCAAAACCAUAUUCAGUUGGUCUACAUAAUUGGGAUUCUUAUUUUUUAAAAAUAGCAUAGGCAAAUACAAGAUUCAAUUUUAAUUUGUACGAAAAACGCUUAAACCAUUUUAGUGAACAGAUUUUACACAAAUUUUUAAUGCAACAGGUACAACUCAUAGGCGCAAACAGGAAAGGCUCUUUUUAAGCUUCAAAAUACACUUAUGUGUGCAUGAUCAUGAAAUUUAGUGGAUAGAGUAAGGUCGAAGUGAAGAAUCCACUUCUAUCGGUAGUUGGUAUUAUCUAUCACAUCCAUUAGUGUAUAGCUUAUUUUGUGUGUGUGUGUGUGUAUAUUUAAUCAAUCAUCACGAAGCAGAAAAUAAAGAACUAUAAAAUUUUAA
Molecule: messenger RNA, 4566 nt
Organism: Anopheles funestus (African malaria mosquito)
Lineage: Eukaryota; Metazoa; Arthropoda; Insecta; Diptera; Culicidae
Gene: SMC3
Product: structural maintenance of chromosomes protein 3
Exons: 3
Coding region: 448-4053 (1201 amino acids)
Biological process (GO): mitotic sister chromatid cohesion
Cellular component (GO): chromosome
Molecular function (GO): ATP binding; double-stranded DNA binding; ATP hydrolysis activity
Source: RefSeq, a predicted model, not a curated record